Choloepus didactylus (southern two-toed sloth) is the source of this 945-nucleotide messenger RNA. Its product is annotated as olfactory receptor 5A1-like. The record is from RefSeq and is a predicted model, not a curated record. Gene Ontology annotation, cellular component: membrane. Gene Ontology annotation, molecular function: olfactory receptor activity; G protein-coupled receptor activity; odorant binding. Lineage: Eukaryota; Metazoa; Chordata; Mammalia; Pilosa; Megalonychidae. Gene Ontology annotation, biological process: sensory perception of smell; G protein-coupled receptor signaling pathway.
AUGUCCAUAGCCAAGUCUUGGAACAGCUCAUCAGUGGCUGUGUUCAUCCUCCUGGGAUUCACAGACCACACAGAACUGCAGGCUGUCCUCUUUGUGACCUUCCUGGGCAUCUAUCUCAUGACCCUGGCCUGGAAUCUGGCCCUUAUCUUUCUGAUCAGAGGUGACUCUCGUCUGCACACACCCGUGUACUUCUUCCUCGGCAACUUGUCCUUCAUUGACAUCUGCUACUCUUCCACAGUGGCUCCCAAGAUGCUCGCUGACUUCUUCAGGGACCAGAAGACCAUAUCAUUCAUGGGCUGUGCUGCUCAGUUUUUUUUCUUUGUCGGCAUGGGUCUAACGGAGUGCUCCCUCCUGACUGCUAUGGCAUAUGACCGAUAUGCUGCCAUCUAGCCCCUGCUCUACACCACCAUCAUGUCCCAGGGUCUCUGCACCUGCAUGGUGGUUGGGGCAUAUGUUGGUGGCUUUCUGAGCUCCCUGAUCCAGGCCAGUUCCAUAUUUCGGCUCCGUUUCUGUGGACCCAAUGUCAUCAACCACUUCUUCUGUGAUCUCCCGCCAGUCCUGGCACUUUCUUGCUCUGACACAUUCCUAAGUCAAGUGGUGAAUUUCCUCGUGGUGGUCACUGUUGGGGGAACCUCAUUUCUCAUACUGCUUGUUUCCUACAGUUACAUAGUGUCUGCGAUCUUGAAGAUCCACUCAGCGGAAGGCCAAUGGAAAGCCUUCAGCACAUGUGCCUCGCACCUGAUUGUGGUGUCUCUGCUGUUUGGGACAGCCCUUUUCAUGUACCUGCGACCCAGCUCCAGCUACUCACUUGGCAGGGACAAGAUGGUGUCUGUGUUCUAUUCUCUGGUGAUUCCCAUGCUGAACCCUCUCAUUUACAGUUUGAGGAACAAAGAGAUCAAAGAUGCCCUAUGUAAGGUUUUGGAGAAGAAGAGAGUGUUUCCCUAA